This is a messenger RNA of Racocetra fulgida, 2025 nucleotides long. The record is from the annotation of a GenBank genome assembly. Lineage: Eukaryota; Fungi; Glomeromycota; Glomeromycetes; Diversisporales; Gigasporaceae.
AUGGAUGGAUUAGAAUUUGGGUAUCACCCAAAAUACGGUUUUGCCUUAUUCGCAACUCGUGAUUUCCAAAAAGGAGAAAUUCUCUUGUCUGAAAAACCUCUUAUAGUCUCCCAAACCCUAACCUCUAAACGCGACAAAGCUUUCGUUUAUACUUAUGAUAUUGACUUGGAUGUCUUCUCAACCUUUAAAGCAUUCUUUGACUCUUCAAUAGAAAUACAAAACAUCAUUUUAAAUAAUUUCUAUCUUCCAUCAACUCCAGAAUUAAUGGAUACCGCAGAUGUUAAUCGAGACACGUUUAAGAGAGUGUUCUUAGUAUUUACCUUUAAUUCACAUGCUUUUGGAUCGGAUAAUUCACCUGCUAUUUUUGCGAUUGGAAGUAAAAUGAACCAUUCUUGUGAAGCAAAUACAUUUUAUCAAUCUAUUGAUAAUCAAUACGAAUUAGAACAAUGGGGGGCAGCUGUCAAAGCUUAUGAUGAACAAGAUUUCGACCUGGCCUUGGAUACGUUCGAGUACCUUCGUGGUAAUAUGCUUAUCGACUAUGAACAGUUAGGCCUCAAAUUCCGUCUUUACUCUUGUGAAGUCCUAUUCAACCGCGGACUUUGCUAUUUAUAUCUUGGUCAAACUGAUCAAGGACUUGGUGAUUUUUCAUUUGCAGUAAAAGAAAAACAAACAGAAGAGCAUGAUGUUAUUGAUGAAGCUAUUGAAGUUCAGGGAAAACUUAAAAAUGUUAAAACCAAGGAUUACUUGGGAAAAGCAAAAUUAGUUGCUGCAGUGGAUCCCGAGGAUGCAUUCACUGGUUUUACAGGUGCUCAACAACAAAAAAAAGCACAAAUGAGCACAACAUCACCGCUUAAUACAGGUAAAACCGACGGUGCGGUACUUGAUGUUCCUAGACCAGAGUCACCACCACCUGAGAAAGUGGUGAUUCGGCCCAAGUCUUUGUCAACUAAUCCAAAAUCACCACCUUUCCCCAUUCGUGCGACACGCGACCCUAGCUCAAGAAGGCGUCAAAAUGAAAGUGCUGAAAACAAAUCUUCUGUGCGAUCCGGAGCAUCUACUCCUUUAUUAGAUACCAAUGGAAAUUCGGAAUUAGAUGCACCAAUUUCUCGAAAUGUUUCGUUACGAAAACCAUCACCAAAUCGAUUACAAUUGCAAAAUAAUCCUCAACGUUCUAAUACAAUAGAUGGUGGACGUCCUUCACCAAAACUUCCUACUGUUCCAGUUCGGGUGAAUUCUGCUAGAGAAUCAAACCGUCCUCCCAUGCAAAGAUCUUCUAGUCUUAGAGAUCCGGUGGGAAAUUCUAAUCUUAGAGAUCCGUUAUCACGAUCAAACUCUCUUAGAGCGGUUUCUCCGAGAGGUGGUGUACGUACACCUCAAAGAUUAAAUACUGUUAAUCGGCAACAGUAUCUGCAGCAACAAAUGAAGAAUAUGACCGUCACAGAUGGCUAUAAUGAUUAUAAUCAAGAUCCGGGUCAAUAUGAUAACGAAGACUACAAUCAAAUAAGUCUAAAUGAACAACGUCGGACUCCAAGUCUACGAGGUCGUGGAGUUAACACCCCUUUAAAAGGAUCUAGUUUCAGGUCACCAUUGGGUUUGCAAGGUGGAUUAGCGACACCACCAACACCAGAAGAUGGUGACUAUGAUUACAGUAAUAUUGUGGAUGAUGGUUAUAUUUACGGUGAUGAAGAUGAACCACAAUUUGAAAUGAUCUCACCACCACAACAAAACUUUCAACAAUCAAGUGAAUCACUUAAAAUAGUUUCUAAGAUCAGGGUUAAAUGUUAUUAUAAAGAUAAAACGCCACGAGCAAUUAUGGUAUCCACAGACAUAGCAUAUGAGGAUCUCUCAAAAAGAAUACAGGAGAAAUUUUCAUUAAAUAAUCCUUUAAAAAUGAAGUACAAAGAUGAAGAUGGUACAAUGGUUAUGAUGGGUGAUCAAGAAGACCUAGAUAUGGCUAUUUCAAUUAUUCCUAUGUCUGCUACUGACGUUGGCAAGAUGGAGGUAUGGUUAUUUGUUAUAUUGUGA